Molecule: messenger RNA, 843 nt
Organism: Spodoptera litura
Lineage: Eukaryota; Metazoa; Arthropoda; Insecta; Lepidoptera; Noctuidae
Source: RefSeq, a predicted model, not a curated record
UAUUACCAUACGGAGUUCCAAUGGAAUCAUGUUUCUAAACAAGAUCUGUGUAGCAACUAUUCUUCUAUUCAUCCACGCUGCAAAUUCCUACAUACUUUUAACUGCCAAUCUGGAUGAUGUGCACGCACUGGCGAAGCAGAUCGCAGCGUCUCCAGUGGCUCACCAGCUUGAUAAGAUAUUCCGUAGAGCUUCCAAUGUCUUCAACCAGCAUUACAGUCAAGAAAAUAGAGGUUUGAUACAAAAGUCAUACGUGGAAAGUGAUCAAAUCGAUGGAAAUUCAAAACAGAGGUCGCAGAUGAGGAAUGAUCCCAUGGAUAAAGAUUCAAGACAGCAGCCGCAGAUGAAAAAUGAUCCCACGGAUGAAUAUUCAAGACAAAAGUCAUACAUGAAAAGUGAUCCUUCGAAUGGAGACUUGAAACAGAAGUCACAGAAGAGGAGUAAUCCCACGGGCGGAGAUUCAAGAGAGCGACCGCAGAUGAGAAGUGAUCCAACUUUAGAUGAUGAACCUGACUAUUUAAACAAAGAAAAGGACUUUAGAUACGCAGAUUCUGAUGUCGAUACUGCAUUAGGUUCUAAGAAAGAUGUCCCACUACUAAAUGAUGACGAUCCAGUUGAAGUAUGGCAGCCAGAUACAAAAGUAAUGGAAGAAGAGUUGAAUGCUAAAAUGCCAGAUGAUACUUCAAACGAAUAUUCUGAUGAAGAUGUCGGAAAGAAAUCUAACCGCGUGGAGAGGCGGCGCCACAUGGGACCAGACCUCGUAGCCCUCGGGAAGAAUGCUAGCUUUUAUCUCAAAUCCAUCAAAAAGAUCUUCGAGAAUGUUUAGUUUGUAAUAAAAGUGUUUAA